AUGAAUUCUGACGUGCACCGUCACCAGGCGCACCCGCCAUUGGCACAGCACGGAGUGCACGGGGGCACGCAGGGCGUGGGCCCCUGUGGCUGGUACUCGGCAUCAGCCGCUCCGGCGCCUACGGCACCAGCGCGCCUCAAACGGGCUCAACUUCCUCAUCAACUGCCAUGUGGAAUUAGUGUGAGCGGCAGUAAUGGGCCACACGCGCCUCUCUCGCCCACCGCAUUGCAGAAUACCAUUCCACAUAAUAUUGUAAUGUCGUCAUCGGUAAGGACUCCUGCACCGACCGGACCUCCACCUUCCGCCAUGCACACUUCGCAAACUACACCUGCUGUGACGAAAGGUCCUAGCGAUGUGCUGGUGAACUCAUCAGCCGUCAACCCACCGCCUGCCGUCAACCGACUCGUAAACAUGAAUCAGUGGCCAUGGCACCAUGGCGCAAUAUCUCGCGACCGGGCCGAGGCGCUGCUGUCUGGUUCAUCAGAUGGCGUAUUCCUCGUACGAGAAAGCACAAAUUUCCCUGGAGACCACACGCUAUGUGUCCGCUUCCGGGGACGAGUCGAACACUAUCGAGUGAAAUGGGCAACAGCACCGGAUAAUCAAAAUCAACGUCUCACCAUUGACGAUGAAGAGUUCUUUGACAAUAUGACUGAUUUAAUUCGUCACUACCAACAAGACGCUGAUGGCUUGUGUACCAAGUUAGUGCGGUGCUUGCCGAAAGCGUCUCCGAACGGUGCCAAUAACAACGGCGUGUUGCAACCGCAGUACCCACCACACCCACAGCAACCACCGCCGUACCCCCCAACCCCGAGUGUAUCAAGCGCUCUAAACUCAGGUCACUUCCAACACACGUACUCUUCGCAAAUACCGUCCGCAGACCAAACCGAUAGUGCGACGAAUUUCGUUGACGCACGUUGGAAAAUAGAUGAGCGUGAUCUCGAAAUACGCGAAAACAUAGGCAAAGGCGAGUUUGGUGAUGUCAUGUUAGGUAUUCUAAACGGCUCGCAAAAAGUAGCAGUCAAGAUAUUGAAGGAUCGGGAGGCUGCCAGCAAAUUCAGGGCCGAAGCAAGCGUUAUGGCGUCGUUGAAGCACGACAACUUGGUGCGGUUGUUGGGGCUGGUGUUCUCGUCGUCGGGCAACACGUGUAUCGUAACCGAGCACUGCGCGCAGGGCUCACUGUUGGACUACCUGCGAUCGCGGGGCAGGCAUUAUGUCACACAACUCAACCAGAUCAACUUUGCAUACGACGCUUGCUGCGGCAUGGAGUACCUGGAGCGCAUGCGCGUGGUGCACCGCGACCUGGCGGCGCGCAACGUGCUGAUCUCGGGCGAGGGCGUGGCCAAGGUGGCCGACUUCGGCCUGGCGCGCCACGACGCCUCGCUCGACGACCCCGCCGAGCUGUCGCGCCUGCAGGCCAAGCUGCCCAUCAAGUGGACCGCGCCCGAGGCGCUCAAGUACAACAAAUUCUCAAACAAGUCUGACAUGUGGAGUUUUGGCAUUCUUCUGUGGGAGAUAUACUCUUUCGGAAGAGUCCCCUAUCCGAGAAUCCCGCUGGCGGAGGUGGUGCGGCACGUGGAGCGCGGGUACCGCAUGGAGGCGCCGGAGGGCUGCCCGGCCGGGCCCUACGAGGUCAUGCGCGCGGCGUGGCACGCCGACCCCGCGCAGCGCCCCAGCUUCGCGCACACGCGCCUGCGCCUCGCCGCCAUCCGCGACCUGGCGCACCACAACCCGCACCCCGCCCCACCGCACCAGUGA
Molecule: messenger RNA, 1755 nt
Organism: Arctia plantaginis
Lineage: Eukaryota; Metazoa; Arthropoda; Insecta; Lepidoptera; Erebidae
Source: the annotation of a GenBank genome assembly